AUGUGGCUGUCGCCGGGUAAGCUUAUUUCUUCAUCUACUUUCCUCAAACAAGUGAGGCCGAGACGAUGCUACGCUGCUCCUGCGCUUUUCCGGCGGAGUCCGACCGGGUCAGAACCGGUUUUGGAGGAACCAGCAACAGUUGAUGCUCAUCAACAAACAGACGAUUUGGGUAGUUCGGUGGAGCUGGACUGCAGCCGAGUUCGCCAUCGUUUGCAUGUUAUGAGGAAGGAGCCUUUCCUUGCACUUUCUUUCUUCCAUCAACUGAAACGAGGCGGGUUUGUUCAUGAUGUGUAUACUUAUGCUGCUAUGAUUAGGAUAUUGUGUUUCUGGAAUUUGGAUAGGAAAUUGAAUUCCAUGCUUUCUGAACUCGUCAACAACGAGAGGGAGCGGGAUUUCGCUGUUUCGGGUUUGCUGGAAGCUUUGUCUGAUGGUUGUGAUGUUGAUUGUGCCAAGGUUGUUUCGAAAGUGUCGGAUGUCCUGGUUAAACUUCAUGCAGUGGUUGCAAUGUUUGAUGAGGCAAUCGAUGUUCUUUUCUGUGUUAACCAGUUAGGGUUUAAGCCGAGCAUUUUGACGUGUAAUUAUCUCAUGAACCGGUUGAUUGAGUCUGGGGAGGUUGAUGCAGCUGUGGCCAUUUAUAUGCAGUUGGAUUGCUUUGGAUUGCAUCCUAACGAAUAUACUUGCUCGAUUGCGGUUAAGGCAUUCUGUAGAAAAGGUUGCUUGGACCAGGCAUUGUCUGUUUUCCAGACAAUGGAAGAUCUUGGGAUGGCUCCAAAUGCGUUUGCCUACUCAACUUAUAUUGAAGGGUUGUGUACUCAUAACAGCCCGGAUUCGGGCUAUAAAGCGCUUCAACUUCUGGUCGAAGCUAAGCUUCCAGUUGAUGAGUUUGCUUAUGCAGUUGUGAUUCGAGGGUUCUGUAAGCAGAUGAAACUUAAAGAGGCUGUGGAUGUACUAGUUGAGAUGAAAAGGCAGGGGUUUGCUCCCAAUGUGUAUGCUUAUGGUGCUAUUAUUUGUGGGUUAUGCAGGGAUGGGAAUGUACUUGAUGCCGUAUCUCUUCAUGAUGACAUGUUGUCAGAAGGUGUGAAAACAAAUUGUAUGAUAGUCACCUCAAUUCUUCAGGGCUGGUCUCAAGCAGGCAAGGGUUCUAACCUUCUAAGUUUUUUCGAGACAUGUAAGAGGAUGGGUAUUUACCUUGACAAGGUUUGCUACAAUAUAGUGAUGAAUGCCUGCUGCAAGUUAGGCAACAUGGAUGCGGCCAUUGAAUUGCUUGCCGAGAUGAAAGAUAAGCAUCUUGUUCCUGACAUUGUUAACUAUACAACUGUCAUUGGUGGUUAUUUGGAUGAAGGAAAACCUUAUGAGGCCCUAAACAUAUUCAAAGGGAUGAAGGAAAAUGGGGUUAUCCCUGAUAUUGUCACGUAUAAUGUAAUCGCUUCUGGUUUCUCUAGAUUAGGUCUGACACAAGAAGUCAACAAUUUGUUACAGUACAUGGAAGACCAUGAUAUUAAACCUAACAAUGACACAUACAGUGUCAUCAUUGAAGGGCUAUGCACUGGAGGCAACUUGGAGGAUGCUGAAGCUUUAUUUUCUUACUUGAAAGACCAGAAUUUGGAUAUCGUUAAUGCCAUGGUUAACGGAUAUUGCUCAGCACGAAACUUAGAGAAAGCUUUUGAACUAUUCAUUUCUCUGACUGAAAAAGGAUAUACACUGAAGAAACGUUCUUGCUUGAAACUGCUUUCCAGUAUGGAACACGAUGUUGAGAAAUCUAUUCAGUUGGUUCAGACAGUGUUAGCUCUAGGUGCUGAAUAUUCUAACAUUAUGUGCAGCAAAGCUAUAGGGAUGCUUUCUCGUGCCGGAGAAAUGGAAAAGGCCCAAUAUGUGUUUGACCUUCUUGUCAGCAGAGGGCUAAGUGCUGAUAUGAUGACAUACACAAUGAUGAUAAAUGGUUAUUGCAGGGUCAAUUGCGAGAGAGAGGCAUGUACUCUUCUGUAUGAUAUGAAGAAUAAAGGGCUUGAACCAGAUAUUAUCACAUACACAGUUUUGCUCGACGGGGCCUUGAAAAUAAGGUCCAGGAAGAAGGCUAUGGGAAUCAGCAGCAAUAAUGCGGAACAUUCAAUACUUCUGAAUGAACUAAAGGGAAUGGAUAUAACGCCUGAUGCUGUUACUUAUACUGUUUUGAUAGACGAUCGCUGCAAAACAAAUAAGUUCAAGGAUGCUGUAACACUUUUCCAAGAGAUGAUUGAUAGAGGGCUACAACCUGACACUGUUACAUACACGGCUCUUUUGUGUGGAUACUUUCAUGUUGGAGAUGUAGCUGGUGCUACAGCUCUUCGUGACAAAAUGUUUGAUAAUCAAUUACGGCCUGAUGACAUUUUCAAGUCUGCGUGGAACCAUGGUAUUUUGAAAGACUUGAAAUGGGAGGCAAUUGCAGUUGACAGGUUGCCUGUGAUGAUUCUCAUAUUGCAGAUUAAUGCACGACUUCAAGGAUUCUCUCUUGCACAAGAGCUCGCCCCUUCUUUAAUGAGAGAAGUGAGCAAGGUGGACAAGUUGGAGGAUUUGUGUAGGAGGGCCACGCAUUGCAAUCUCGUAGUGAUGAAGGAAUUGCAAUUCAAUGAAGAAAAACCAUUUGAUCCUUAUGGUCAAGUUCCCAGAUCACGGAACCAAAUGGCACUGACCAACGGUUACCUGGCAAUGGUAGUUGCUGCACAUCUUUACUCGAAUAUGCUGUAUGAUUUGAAGAGAGUUGGAUACAAGUACUGCUUUGCACCAGCUUCUGUUGGCAUUUUGUUAUGCUCGGAAUCAACUAUAAGCAACGACGUCAUCAUUGUGUUGCAGAGUCAAAUAAACAAGGGUCUGAUUGCAUCCGGGCCGAAAACCAUCACCAGCAGUAGCAGCAACCCUUUACCAGGGACAGUAGCAUUAGCAUCUUGGGAGACCGCCAACUCUGGAGUUUAG
Molecule: messenger RNA, 2949 nt
Organism: Linum tenue
Lineage: Eukaryota; Viridiplantae; Streptophyta; Magnoliopsida; Malpighiales; Linaceae
Source: the annotation of a GenBank genome assembly